Morchella sextelata is the source of this 678-nucleotide messenger RNA. RefSeq lists its product as uncharacterized. The record is from RefSeq and is a predicted model, not a curated record. NCBI's taxonomy places the organism in Eukaryota, Fungi, Ascomycota, Pezizomycetes, Pezizales, Morchellaceae. Gene Ontology annotation, biological process: protein peptidyl-prolyl isomerization; protein folding. Bases 1 to 678 code for a protein of 225 amino acids. The transcript is spliced from 4 exons. Gene Ontology annotation, molecular function: peptidyl-prolyl cis-trans isomerase activity.
AUGGCUGCCUGUUCGCCCCUCCGUUCCUAUUUUACCCCUCUUCUUCGCCCCGCUUCCUCCUUCUCCUCCUCCUCCAUCCUCCGAACACAAUCAUCAACAAAACUCCUCAUCAACUCUUCCCUCCACAAAUCCACCAGAUUUUUUUCAUCAACAAAUAAAGCAAUGGUUGUCCCCGUUUAUUUCGACAUUGCGUACACGACUCCUUCGGGUCAGACCGAGAACUGGGGUCGUAUCAACUUCAACCUCUUCGACGAUGUUGUCCCCAGAACCGCUGAGAACUUCCGUGCUCUUUGCACUGGUGAGAAGGGAUACGGUUACUCUGGAUCCAAGUUCCACCGUGUAAUCAGCAACUUCAUGGCCCAGGGUGGUGACUUCACCCGCGGUAACGGCACCGGUGGAAAGUCCAUCUACGGUGAGAAGUUCGCCGAUGAGAACUUUAUCAAGAAGCACGACCGCCCCUACCUUCUCUCUAUGGCCAACGCCGGACCCAACACCAACGGCUCCCAGUUCUUCAUCACCUUCGUCAAGACCCCUCAUCUUGAUGGAAAGCACACCGUUUUCGGUGAGGUUGCCGACGAGACCUCCAAGGAUAUUGUCCGCAAGAUGGAGUCCAAGUCUCUCGACAACUCUGGCCGUACCUCCGGCACCAUCACCAUCGCUGCCUCUGGCCAGCACUAA